AUGGCGCUUUCCGAGGACAAUGGCAAUCCUAAGAAUCAGACGGAAGACGCCAUUGAACAAGCCCCCGGCAUUGACAUGGAGAAACAGAGCGCGGUCCAUCACGAUGAAGGCAGCGACACAGCACUGCCCUCGAUCCCUGCAGCGGUCAUUACUAUAGACCCGGCUGUCGAGCGCCGAGUUCUGAGGAAAUUAGAUCUAAGGGUUCCGACACUCAUGGGGUUCUUGUAUCUUUUGGGGCUCCUCGAUCGCUCUAACAUAGGCAAUGCAUACAUAGCUGGGAUGAAACAAGACUUACAUCUAAGCGGACAGCGCUAUUCUUGGCUUCUGACGAUUUUCUACAUCGCGUACACGCUGUUCGAGUUUCUAGCCUUGAUGUGGAAGAUUCUGCCACCUCAUCGCUGGGCAGCGAUCUCUGUAAUGAGCUGGGGCAUUGUUGCGACUUGUCAAGCUGCGGCACAGAGUUGGGAGGGAAUGAUGGCCCUCCGUUUCCUUCUUGGGGUGUCUGAAGCCGCGUUUGGCCCUGGCACACCGUAUCUGUUGUCCUUCUUCUAUCGCCGUCACGAACUCGGUCUGCGUAUUGGGCUGUUCUUCUCUGCUGCGCCUCUGGCCAAUACAUUUGCAGGCGCCUUGGCGUAUGGAAUCACGUCUGGCCAUUCCAAGUUGGCCAAUUGGCGAUUAUUAUUCUUAGUGGAAGGGGCACCCUCUUUGCUUGCCGCUUUCCUUGCCUGGUUUUUCCUGCCGGAUCACCCGUCGUCUGCCCGUUUCCUGAAUGAUGAAGAAAAAAAGGUUGCACGAGCAAGAGGGCUCCGGAAAAGCGGUGAGGGCGAGCGUGUAGCAGGCAUUGACUGGAAGGAUAUUGGCCGUACCCUGUUGGAUGUCAAAGCCUGGAUCACGGCGUUGAUGUACUUCAGCUGCAAUGUGAGCUUUUCUUCGCUCCCUGUAUUCCUUCCCACUAUCCUUAAAGACAUGGGCUUCACGUCGAUCAACGCCCAGGGUCUCACAGCGCCGCCAUACUUUGCUUCGUUUCUUGUUACAAUUGCCACAACUUGGUUGGCCGAUCGACUGCAACAGCGAGGACUGAUGAUUGCCUUGUUGUCGCUCAUUGGGGCUGUUGGAUAUGUGCUCCUCGCCACGUGCACCUCAGUUGGGAUAAUCAAGGAUCCGACACCCGACGAGGUAUGGGGAUUGUAA
Aspergillus pseudoviridinutans is the source of this 1191-nucleotide messenger RNA. RefSeq names its product putative MFS transporter. NCBI's taxonomy places the organism in Eukaryota, Fungi, Ascomycota, Eurotiomycetes, Eurotiales, Aspergillaceae. Gene Ontology annotation, molecular function: transmembrane transporter activity. The transcript has 6 exons. Gene Ontology annotation, cellular component: membrane. The coding region runs from base 1 to 1191 and encodes 396 amino acids. The record is from RefSeq and is a predicted model, not a curated record. Gene Ontology annotation, biological process: transmembrane transport.